GACUCACAACACCAACAUCUGACUGCUCAGUACGCUAAAUCAAUGUUUCUGAACCUUGUUCCUGGAAAACCGAGCACUGUGUAAUUUGGAUGUUGCUCUUAUUUGAUACACCUGAAUCUACUGAUCAGGUCAUUAAAAGUGAUUUGGCUGUGUAAAAUAUAAGGAAACACCCUAAAUGUGCAGUUUUGGCUGAACAGGGAUGCUGGAUAAUGGCCAUCUGCAGGGGUGGACAGCAGGUAUGUAAAGUUCUUUAUGGAAGCUUUUACUAAAAUAUCUGUAGAACAAAAAAUUUCACUGCCACACCAUAGUUAGCAAAAUGAAAUGACCUCUCACUUGUCCAGCAGACUGCUUUUCAGAAGUGUUUUUAAUUUUCUACAUAGACAUAGGAAAAAACUCUUUAUUUAGGAGUUUUGAUCUUUGAACCAAUCCAACCAGCUUCAGCGUGAAUCAUUUUUUGCUCACAAAUUUGAGCGAAAAAAUGCCCAGUUUAAACAACCUUUUGUGGAAUGGCAACAUUCCAUGGAUGUUCAAUGUUCUUCAUGGAACCAUAUGCUAAUAAAGAGUGUAAGUGGCACCAGAACCGGUCUGUCUGUCUAGUUCUCUCUAUCUAUUUGAGCCUUUUGCCAUUACCUGGCAAAAGACCAGCUGGAAACUCAAUCUGGUCAUUUCACCAAAAAACAUAUUUGCUUUUUAUCGCACUGUUUAAACUAAUUAUACCUCAAAUGCUCAUACAUCCCUGAUAUUACCCACAGUAUGUAUUUGCAUUAGGUCAAUAAGUGGGUGUAAAAAUUGUUUUACUUAGUUUGGCGAGUUCCUCAACAAAGUUGUCCCCUUGGGGACAAUUCUGUUGUAAGACAAGCUUCUUGUUUUACAAGCUACAAAUCCAUAGUGAAUUGUAUCACAUCCCACCACUGUCUCCACAUGAUUGGUAUGCAUUACAAUGACGAAUAUUUGUAGUACACGUGUGCGUGAGAUGGGUUUGUGUUGUGCUUGAGGUGCCAGUGGGGGUGUUGUCCCCCUCAUUCUGUUCUGCAUUGAGAGAACCAGGGAAGAAAAGGCUGAGGUGAUUCACAGCCUAUGAGUCAACAGCUAUCAGCUAUAUAAGCCUGACCACUCAUGGAGCCUAGGCAUCAUACAGUCCUCGGAUCACAAAGGCAUUGCUGCACUGUUGCAAAGGCAAAGACCACUCAACACAGAGAGCAUGUAUUUUCCAGCUCUUCUCAACCUCUGCAUUUUGAGCAUGCUCAGUCUGGUUCAUGGCAUUCCCAUUCGUCAGGAUAACCUGAAAAACUUGGUCAAACUGCAGGCAGACACCAUCAUCCUCCGAAUCAAGGAUCACAAUGAGAAGCUGAAACUAUCUCCGAAGGUUGUUAUUGGGGAUCCAGAGCUUCCUGCUGAUAAACCCAUCCAAGGGCUCAGGUCAAUCAUGGACACCCUAAAUACCUUCCAGAAGGUUCUUCAAAAGCUGCCCAAUGGGCACGCGAGCCAGAUAUGCAAUGAUUUGUCCACCCUUUUGGGUCACCUGAAGGAAAGAAUGACAUCUAUGCGUUGCACACCUAAGGAGCCAGCCAAUGGGAGAUCACUGGACACUUUAUUAGAAAAGAAUGCCACUCACCCUGUUACUUUGGGGUACCUUGUUUUAGACCGACUGAAAGAGUUCAUGCAAAAGCUGAUCAAUAACCUGGACCAGUUGAAGAGCUGCUAAUUUGUUAUUAUUGUAGCAUUAUAAAUAUACUAUUUAUUAUAUUUAUUUGAAACCCUGUAUAUUUAUAGACCAAAGCAGCAUUUUGGCACAUUUUGAUAUGUACACGUAUAUUGUAAACAGGAAGCUAAAACGCUGUUGUGACAUCAUGGCAUGCCAAACAAUAUGUCCUUGCCACGUAAACACACAUUGCCAUGUCAUACUUCAUGCAGUUUUCAGAAUGACAUCAGCAUUUGCUGAGCGUGCUCAAUGACAUCACUGUGUUUACCAGAAGCAGCCAGGUCACACUCUGCUGGGAAGCUGGAAUCAUGUUCCCAUUUUUACUUCUUGCUGCAACACCAGCAUUAUACACUUGCUGAAAACAGCUACAAAAGCUGUCACUAGGGUGGUACUUUUAAGGUACUUGCAUGCACCGUUUAGGGGUAAAUAAGGUACAGAUGUACCCCAGUGACCGCUGUUGUACCUUUUUCUGAGAGUAUGUGGGGUGGGGGGAAACAUAUUUUCCUAAACAGUAUGAAUCUAUGCACUUUGAAUAUCCUGAUUAUUGUUAUUAGUUUUGUAUUUUGUGUAUUGAUGUAUUUUUUAUCAAAUGUUACCAAUAAAAGAAAUGUCUAAAUUACAUGGACAUUUACUAUUUACUGUG
Labeo rohita (rohu) is the source of this 2345-nucleotide messenger RNA. It is a transcript of the gene lepa, whose product is annotated as leptin a. The record is from RefSeq and is a predicted model, not a curated record. NCBI's taxonomy places the organism in Eukaryota, Metazoa, Chordata, Actinopteri, Cypriniformes, Cyprinidae. Gene Ontology annotation, molecular function: hormone activity. Gene Ontology annotation, biological process: signal transduction. The transcript is spliced from 3 exons. Bases 1202 to 1705 code for a protein of 167 amino acids. Gene Ontology annotation, cellular component: extracellular region.